Molecule: messenger RNA, 6412 nt
Organism: Strongylocentrotus purpuratus (purple sea urchin)
Lineage: Eukaryota; Metazoa; Echinodermata; Echinoidea; Camarodonta; Strongylocentrotidae
Product: transient receptor potential cation channel subfamily A member 1
Exons: 26
Coding region: 324-4238 (1304 amino acids)
Biological process (GO): transmembrane transport; monoatomic ion transport
Cellular component (GO): membrane
Molecular function (GO): monoatomic ion channel activity; protein binding
Source: RefSeq, a predicted model, not a curated record
UGAUGGGCUUCGAUCUCUUGUCCGCUUCUCCGUCAUUCUCUGUACGGUCAUGCUGAACGGGCUUACAGUAUAUCACUUCCUUUUGAAGUUUCCUGCAAGCGUACCACAAACAAUAAUAAGUUACUAGGAACAAAUUCGGAGACUAAGGUGGAUAUAUUUAUCUGGAACAAGGAAAGGAUAACAUGCACAUGCAUAUACAGCUUACUGGCAACACUGUCAUGGAUUUAACUAGAUGAUCUGGAACUGGAAAAUAUAGAGGAAGAGGUUUACAUGCAAUCGCCAAUUUCAUGCACUGGUAAACGGUUUUUAAUCUUCCAUCAGAUAUGGAUAGAAGGCACAUGUUGGAUGAACCGGAACAGGAAGUGGGAAACACCAGUCUAUCGAGCAGCAGCGAUGACACCAACAUCAACGUCAGUAAUGACUUCCGACAUCUCAUUCACAAUCGCGACAGGCACAACGACAGUACCAUCAUCGGGGUCUCGACAUUGAUGCCGUCGCGACUUCUUACCUCGACAUCCGAAGCGUUGACGGAUGACGAAAUCUCGAACGUCGGCACGAACUCGAACGGACCGCGUUUGAGGUCAACGAACCACGACACGACCGUGAGCAUGAAUGGUGAGAAUGAGAUCCCGAUGAACGACCUCAGCAGCGAAGUCGGCUUUCGGCAACCCUCGGCAAUGUCCGUUGCCGCCACGACCAAGUUCACGACCAACACCGAGAGCCGUCCCGAGCGAUCGCGAAAGGUCAUCUCCAACUCCAAGUUCGAUUUUAGACAGAAGAACAAGUCAUCGUUUGCCCAUAUUGUAAAUGGAACGUACCCUGCAGCAAAAGUCGAGGGAAAUGGGAAGGCAAACCAAGGCUUUGUCGAUCCGGUCAUCGAGGAGGAGAUACGAAGCGUUAAGAGGACCAAAGAAGGAUUCUUCCAGGAUGUCAAGUCAAAGAUUCAGAGAACCACCAAGAGGAACAGGUUGAAUAAAGUCUACUCACCGGUGCUCAUUGUAAAUUUGACAGAGGCUGUUCGGAACGGCGACAUUAAAGACAUGAAGAAUCUUCUAGACGAGAAUAUUUCUUUUAACGUGAAUAAACUCGACAAGAACAACUUGGCAUUACUCCAUCAUGCGGCAAUUAACAACCGGGAUUCUAUCGCUAGAGAGCUACUUAGCAGAGGAGCAGAUGUGGACGUGACCGAGCUCGACAUCAAGGCGACCCCUCUUCAUGCCGCUGCUCGUAUGAACAGCGCCGACGUCGCCCAUGUCCUCCUAGCACGAUGCGCCGAUGUCAAUAAAAGAACGACCAGUGAGAUGACACCGCUUCACAUCAGCGCGCGGAGGGGACAUGUUGAGGUUUCAACGAUUCUAGUAAAAUCAGGAAAGGCAGACGUGAGCGCCAUAGAUAAAGACGAUUGUACACCUCUGCACCUAGCUGCGGUGAACGGAAGUGUGGGGGUUUGCAAGUUACUUGUCGACCAGGGGGCCUACAUUAGAGCGAAAGACGCUAACUACUUGACGCCGCUGAUGAAGGCGGUAAUGAAUGGUCAUGUCGACCUAAUCGACAUGUUCUUGGAAACAGCUCAAAGGACGUGCAUUCCAAUCGGUAACUACCUGAUGGAUGAAGACAAUGAGAGCAACACAUCUUUACAUCUAGCAGUCUCCAAACGAAGAACAGAGGUCAUACAACGGUUGCUUGACAACGGCGUCGACGUGAACGUGAGGAAGAAGAACGGCAUGACUCCGAUCCACAUCGCGGCUAUGAACGGCGCUACGACCACCGUCAUGCAGCUGAUCGAGAACGGAGCCGAUAUCGAGAUGAAAGACAACGAAGGCAUGACACCGCUUCACAGGGCUACGCUUUACAACCGUGUGGAGACCAUGGCUGUACUGAUCCACGAAGGAGCCGUGGUCGACGAUGUCGAUAAUAACAGCUUUACUCCGCUGCUCUGCGCAGCUUGGAAAGGUCACACACCGGCUGGUGAACUCCUACUAACCCGAGGAGCUCAAGUAUUCGUAUUCGACGUUCAUCACAAAUCUCCCUUGCACUGGGCAGCAGAGAUGGACCACCCUAGCUUUCUGGAAUUUCUUCUGAGACACGGCGGGUAUGGCCUCAUCAACACAACUGAUCUAUACGACCAAACACCUCUCCAUUAUGCAGCAGAAUCUGGCAAUGUAGAUAUGAUCAAGCUGUUGAUCAAGUACGAAGCUGAAGGAGAAAUUCGUGAUGUCCUUGGCAAGUCACCGGUCCACAUCGCAGCUCAGGCGGGGUAUGUGGCCUGCGUGGGGCAGCUCCUGGACCACACCCCAAUGCUUCUCAAUGAUGAUGAUGGCGAUGGUAUGACCCCUCUUCUUACCAGUUGUUUCUUCGGUCGUCAUGACUUGGUCAGGCAGCUCUUGAAGAUGGGCGCCGACAUCACCAAUGUCAAUGACGAGCAUCGGACAGCAUUGAUGUUAGCCGCAGUCAACAACCACGUGGAAACAAUGAGCAUCCUCAUCGAACACAACUGCGACAUCCAUGCUAUUGACAAAGAUAAGAACAACGCUCUUCACGUGUGUUGUGACGCGGGCCACAUAGCCGCAGCCAACCUGUUGAUCCGGGCUGGCGCUGACCAGUCGGCAUCAAACAACGACGGCUUCACCCCACUAGAACUGGCUAUCGAGAAAGAACAGGGCGAGAUUGCUGCCGCUAUCAUCAAGAGCAAAGACUGGAGAAUUGCCAUGCAGAGCAAGGAUGAGCUGAUGAUCUCGCCCAUAAAGUCCCUCAUCGAAAAGCUACCCGACGUCGCCCUCCUCGUCAUGGACCGAUGCGUUCACAAGACAUACAAGACCCCCAAUUGCCCAUCGUAUCACGUGAAAUACGAGUAUCAGUAUAUUGAUCCCGGACCAGACGACGAGUCGACCAAAUCAAACGGGUAUCGAUACUUCGCGAUCAGGACAAUGUGCAUGUACGGAAGAGAGAAGCUUUUGGCCCACGAGUUAUCACAGAGCAUCCUCAAGAGAAAAUGGGAUCGAUUUGGCCGAAUAUUCUACUACCUAGACCUUCUCUUCUACAUCAUGUUUCUGGCUUUGAUGACGACAUAUACGAUCCUCGCUCCGCUCCUUCCUCCAUUCUGGAGUCUUCUGUCAUAUUCGCCAGUUGACGCAACCUGCCCCUAUUUCAACGCCUCGAUAGCCCCGUCCAUCUCGGAUUACUACAUAUACGACGCCUCGUCGGAUUAUUACUACUUCGCCGAUGGCACACCAGCAAUCUUGUCAUACAUGAUACUAGCUUACUGUUUAUCUGUUAUCGUUGGAGAAUUGGGCGAAAUGUACGUCGUGCGGCUGAAAUACUUCACGGAUACAUCGAACCUGGUAGACUGGGUAUGCCUGGUGACAGCCAUGAUCUUCGUGUUCCCACCGGGGAGAUUGCUCUGCUAUCGGAACUGGACAGCCGGUAUCAUGUCCAUCUUCUUCUCAUGGAUGAAGUUCAUCAUGUACUUCAAGGGUUUCAAGACAACAGGGCUUUAUGUACUGAUGUUUAUGGAGACCCUUCGAUCUCUACUCAAGGCUAUGUCGGUGUAUGUUAUGUUCGUUAUCGCAUUCUCAGUCACCUUUUCGAUGUGUCUAAGUCAAACGUACCGAUUUGCGAGCAGCGAACAGUCUUUCCUGUCGGUGAUCACGAUGAUGUUGGGCGAGUUGAACAAGGACGAUAUCUUCAACGCGGAACAGUCCUUAGCACCGUUCGCUGUCAUAGUGUAUAUACUCUUCAUUGUGUUCCUCUUUCUCAUGCCAAUGGUGCUCAACAACCUGACGAUUGGUAUUGCAGUCGGAGACAUCGACGGCAUUCAAAAGAAGGCUUUCAUCAAGAGGAAUUCCAUUCAGGCGGAUUACGUGUAUCAUUUGGAAGGGAAGUUCCCUCUCUGGCUUCAACGCUUACUCUUCCAGCCUGAUCAUAUUGUCAAGGUUACCAAGGACAGACCACAGUACCUGUCAUGGUUCUUCCCGAAGGAAGAUGCAGCUUUUGUGGAGACAGACGACAAAUCGGAACCAAGAAACUCAGAACACGUACUGGAAGAGCUUCAAAGACACAAAGCCGCCCUGUCGUCUUUGAGACUGAUGAUGAAACAGCAGGGGGAUAUUCUGAGACGAAUGGCGGACAAAGAGGGCGUCCAAUCACGGCUUCAGGACUUCGAAGCCCUGGACGAGCUCUACGACGAUCCUCCGGCGGACGAGCGCGAUAGAAAUGACCCGUCAUCGUCCGUAGCGUAGUGAUGAAGAGAGAAAGGAGGGAGAGAAGGGGAGGGGGCAGGGAGCAGGGAGAGAGAGAGAGAGAGAGAGAGGAGAGAAGAGAGAGAGAGAGAGAGAGAGAGAGAGAGAGAGGAGAGAGAAGAGAGAGAGAGAGAGAGAGAGAGAGAGGAAAAGACAGCUAGUCAGAGAGAAAGAUUGAGACAGAGCCACAAAAGUUGCUGAAAAUUCCGAAUACAUGGACAAAAAAGGGAUCACCUUCGUCAGGCUAUGCAUAAAUAAUGAAUAAUAAAUCAAACACAGACAUUGGAUGAAGUUAUUCAUGCAAACAGACAGACAUACAAUCAGAAAACAGACAAUUUUAGUUAUUAGAAAUCGAUACAGAUUUGCGCGGUUAUAUAUUCAUGAAGCAAGCGGCAAAAGUGAUGCGUUUUUAAAUGUAUCAGAAUGCAAUACAAUUUGAAUAGCAGUUAAGAUCAAGAUCAAUAACUGUUGUACGAUAGCUGUUAAAUAGCCAUCAUUUAUUUGAAAUAACCUGUAUUUGUAUAAUGUACAUGUAUUGAAUGAAGACAAUACAAAAAAUACUUAAAAAGGAAAAAAGAAGUGCCAUUGAAUGAAGGUGUUGUCUAGUUUAUGCCUAGAAAGAAAACAUACAUUAUAUCAAAUGCUGAAACCAAAGAAAGAGCCAAAGUCUUCCUGCAACAGAAAGUCUAUGAAUAUUCGUUAUUUAAAAUUUGAUUGAACUUAACAUUAAGCAGUGUCUUUGCACAUCUCUGUGUCACUUCUGAUAUCACUGACUGUAAAACCAAAACUCUUAAAAAUAUCAAAACUUUGAUAUAUUAAAUGAGGCAGUGCCAAAUAAUUAUUUGAAAAAAAUUUGAGACAAUCUUCACAUAAGCUUAUUGAAAACCUAGCUCAUAUUCAACAUGUAGUUUCAUCCUGAUCGUUCACAAGUACUAUUUACAAUCUUAAAUACUUCUGAAAGUUUUAAGAGGUGAUUAAAGCUCAUGAAGGGUAAUUCUAACUUUGAUUUCAAUAAUAAUUGGAAGAAUUAUUUUAAUCCGGGAGUAUAUAUAUAUAUAUAUAUAUAACCCUCAUGUCAACAUUGUAAUCAGAGGAGUAAUUUCAAAGGAUAUCCAUAGACCAUCGUCACCAAUCAUACAAUUUUGCUCCCCAAUGCAGUUUGUACCGAUGUUUGAACCUGUAUUUUCAAAAGAUAAAUAACACCUUUAAAUUUCUAUGUUACCUAUUUACGAAAAUAUAGUAUUUUCAAUUAAAUCGAGUUUUCUUUUAGACUUAUAAGCGGCUGACUAUCAAGCAAUCAAAAUCUUAACAAUAUUAGUAUUAUUACAAAAACACUGUUUUCAAUUCGAGUUCGUGUAAUGAUUAUUUCAGCGUCAGUGAAUAGAUUAAAUGUCCCUUUUUCAGUAAGUUUAUUACGAACACGGCACACGCUUAAUUUGAACGAGAAUUUCAGGUAGUGCGUAUAUGUAAAUUAAUUAUUAGGUAUACCCGUCUUUAUUCCAAAUAUAGGGUCGGUUCGUUCAGUUUUGCAACUGAUUUCCAAGCACGUCAUGCACUGGACACUAGAGAAAGUGACUUGAUUAUGUAAAUCUUUAUGAGUACAAUAUUCAUAAUUAUAUACUUGCAUGAUGUAAAUUCUAAAUUUGGAAGAAGAUUAUAGUACGAUUAUGCAUUUUUCAUAAACUUAAAUUACUUUUCAUGUCCCCAGCAAUCAAUGUACAUGUAAAUGUUUCAGUCUAUCAUUGUGUAUUUGUGUCUAAUAUUCAACUAUAAAUUUUAAUUUGUUUAUGUGUUUUUAUAAAAUACCUUGUACUGUCAAAGGAUAGUAUUUAUAAAUUGCGUGAUGUGAUCAGUGUUGUGAAAUAGGAUUCUAAAUCGUCUUAAUUGUACAAAAUUGUUUCAAGAAUUCUUACCUUUGUCAAAAUAUGAAUCUCUAAUUUCUUGAUAUUGUGAAUUAAUAUAUAGAGCUCAGUAUUUCAUAGAUACAUUUUUACAGACAUUGCGCCCUUUGAUAAUAUAUACAAAUGUACUAUUUUGUAGGAAAAUCUCUAGAAAAUCAACAAAAUUCACAAUAAGUUAUUCGAUUCUUUCCCUAAGACUUUAACAAUUUCAUAUAAACACAACUGCAUGAUUUUUCUAUUUCUUAUUGAUGUUAAUAAAAGGAAAACAGCAUA